AUGCCCAUGACUUGGAACACUGAGUCGGACGCUCGGCUCCUGAUCGCCAUCAUCUCUACCACUCCCAACAUCAAUUGGGAUGCGGCGGCUGGCUUCAUGGGCCCGGACUGCUCGGUCAGUGCCCUCAAGCACCGUGUUGCCCGCCUGAAGGACAAGGCUGGUGUGCCUGCUACUCCCCGUGGCAAGACUAGCAAGGCCGGCACCAAGCGUGCAACCCCCAUGAAGUCCUCCAAGGCCGACCUCGACAAGGCCAAGGCCAAGAAGGGAAAUACCGAGAAGAAGCCCAAGGUCAGCACCGCCAUCGACGACGACAACCUCGAUCAAGUCGAUGACGACAGCAACGAGGAGCAGGAGCCCAAGGACGAGUCCCACGAGGACGACUCCUUGCUCGAAUAUGCUUAG
This is a messenger RNA of Penicillium cataractarum, 402 nucleotides long. RefSeq lists its product as uncharacterized. Bases 1 to 402 code for a protein of 133 amino acids. The record is from RefSeq and is a predicted model, not a curated record. The transcript is spliced from 3 exons. Lineage: Eukaryota; Fungi; Ascomycota; Eurotiomycetes; Eurotiales; Aspergillaceae.